This is a messenger RNA of Plodia interpunctella (Indianmeal moth), 1452 nucleotides long. Its product is annotated as mucin-2-like. The record is from RefSeq and is a predicted model, not a curated record. The transcript has 3 exons. Lineage: Eukaryota; Metazoa; Arthropoda; Insecta; Lepidoptera; Pyralidae. Bases 146 to 1213 code for a protein of 355 amino acids.
UUGGAAUAACUGUUAAGUUGUUGGAAAUAACUUAAUGGUAAGAAGCGCGUUGAGAAGCCCGUAGUUCAGUUGCGCAGACGCAUCAGAUCAACUCUCUGGAACUCCAAACUGUUCUGCUGUUUUCACACAUACUUACAUAUUAAUAAUGUAUUCAAAAGUAUUUCUUUUAUUUUCAUUUUUAUUAGUUGACGCGGCUCCUAACGUGUAUGACCAGUCUCAAAACGGACAAUUAAAUGUACAAGUGGAUUUGAAAGAUCUUCAAAUUUUCGCGCUAUUAAAAGGUCAACAUGAAGAAUAUUAUGAGGACAUCGAUUACGCCUACGAUUACUCCGAAAUGACGAUCAAACCGCAGAUGAAUACAUCAAAAAAACCAAUGAAUACUACCGGUAGCUUAGCGAACGUAACUGAAAUGAUAAUCAAACCGGAGAUAAGCACAUCGCCAACGCCACUGAACGGCACUACUGGCACUUCCACGGAACACAUAACAGAAAUGACUAUCAAACCGAUAAGUACAUCACAGGCACUAUUGGAUGUCACUACUGAUACACCAUCAGUCAAAGUAACAGAAAUGUUUAUCAACGAUGAACUCGACAAAUCGGCGAUGAACUCGACACAAAAACCAUCAAGUGUAUUUUCUGACACCUCGACGGACAACGUUACAGAAGUGACGACCAAAUCGCAGAUGAGCACUUUAAAAACGUCGGUGAAUUUAAAUAUUACUAGUAGCACUUCUACGGAAUACAUAGUAUCGACAACCGAUAGUUCUCUUGAAACAUUCAAAAAUAAUACAGAAGAUGACGGUUUCUUGAACUUUUUUUCUAUGUGGUUCAAUCCCUAUACUUCAACAACAUCGAAUACACAAUCAAGGCUGCUGGAGCCGCAGCCUCGAGAGCAUGAGGGUGUAACUGCGAUGAGUAUAAAUAUGGCAGCCGCCAAGGGGAGCAUGGAGACAAUAACAAGACACACGAACACAUCGGACCUUGUAACGCGAGAACCUAAUCCUCGUUUGAGCAAUAUUUCCCUAAAUAAAACUGAAAUAGAGCAUACGCCAAAAAUUACAAAUACUAUUGGAUCAAAUUACACUAAAUGCAAGAAAGGAUUUAUUCUAAACCAAAGAGGAGGCUGCGAGGUGAAGAUAGAAACCAUGUCCAACUCUUCCAGAUUGCUGAAAAUAGUACAACUCUCCCAAAAAUUGAAACCUAAAAAGAUAUAGAAACCGCCAGGACCCAUUUUGAUAACACGCGUCGAUAAGGUGAACGAACGUACCUACCAGCAAAUGAUAAUUUCGAAUUAGCUAUUAGCAAGCAGUUGAGCGUACGAUUAAAGUGUAUAAAACUCAAGCUUAGGCUGAAUAUGAAUGCUAGAAUGAUGAUAUUUUCAUUACUUACCGUCAACAUUGUAUUCAUAAGAUUUAAGACUGCAAUGUAAUAAACGAUUUUUAAAGUACUAAGA